Messenger RNA from Carassius gibelio (silver crucian carp), 2573 nucleotides. RefSeq names its product tocopherol (alpha) transfer protein (gene ttpa). NCBI's taxonomy places the organism in Eukaryota, Metazoa, Chordata, Actinopteri, Cypriniformes, Cyprinidae. The record is from RefSeq and is a predicted model, not a curated record. Bases 81 to 1025 code for a protein of 314 amino acids. The transcript is spliced from 4 exons. Gene Ontology annotation, molecular function: phosphatidylinositol bisphosphate binding. Gene Ontology annotation, cellular component: membrane.
GCUCAUUCCCUGCCCCCCUUUUACGUAAUAGCCUACCUCUGCUCAGAGACCCCGAUGACAUUCGAUGGACUCGCGCAGUUAUGAAGUCUGAAGAAGUUGACACCAUCGAAGAAUUAAACAGUUUGCCUGUUGAUUCUAUUCGAAUUGCACCGUAUUUGUCUGAACUGAAACAAAAAGCAGCAGCAGAAGUUAGCAUUCGACACUUGAAUUUGACGGAAACUUUUUUGAUACGGUUUCUGCAGGCGAGAGACUUUGAUGUGGUACUGGCGUUCAAGCUUUUGAUUAACUAUCAUAAAUGGAGACAAGAAUGUCCAGAAAUAACAGCCGACCUGAAGCCAUCAUCCGUCAUAGGACUUCUUCAGAACAAUUACCAUGGAGUUUUGAGAUCACGGGAUGAUGCAGGAAGUCGCAUUCUUAUCUAUCGGAUUGGCAAGUACAUGCACAAACAAUUUUUUAAUUGUUGUUUUGUUCAUUAUAAUGGAGAAUAUCACAAAAUUCAGUUGUUUUUAGGUCAGUGGAACCCCAAAGAAUUCACAGCUUAUGAGGUUUUCCGUGUGAGCCUCAUUACUUCAGAGUUGAUUGUUAGAGAAUGGGAGACUCAAAGAAAUGGACUCAAAGCAAUUUUUGAUCUCCAAGACUGGUGCUUCGCACAUGCCCUGCAGAUAAAUCCUUCCUUGGCAAAAAAGAUAUCUUCUGUGCUUACAGACUCCUUUCCUUUGAAAGUACGUGGCAUCCAUUUGAUAAAUGAGCCUAUUUUUUUCCGUCCUGUCUUUGCCAUGAUCCGUCCAUUUCUUCCAGACAAAAUCAAACAAAGGAUUCAUAUGCAUGGGAGUUCUUAUGCCCGAAGUCUCAGCAAUUUCAUUCCGAAGGCUAUCCUCCCUCCUGAAUAUGGAGGAACCGGACCCAGCAUAACUGAAGUGUGCCAGGAUUGGACUGAGUACAUCAUGCAGUCUGAAGACUAUCUCCAUAGCCUCUCUAUAGAUUUAGGUGGAGGGGAUGCUUCUCAGUCAUCUGCCUAUGAGUGAUUAAAAUGAAGGUAUUUGCUACCAUGUGCACUUUGUGCUAGAUGAUGUAACACAUUCUGGUGGGCGGGUUACAUACUCUCUUUGAAAAUCGGGAUAAUUUUGCUGACUUAAAGUAAUAGUUCACCAAAAAUGUAUUUUUAUGUAUUCACCCUCAGGCCAUUCAAGAUUCUCCACUAGAACAGAUUUGGAGAAAAUGUAGCAUUUCAAGUUAAUACAGUGAAUAGGUGAAUAGGUGAAUAAUACAGUGAAUAGGUGCCAUAAGAAUGAAAGUUUAAAGAGAUGUUAAAAACAUCAAUGUAAUCCACAAGUAAUCCGUGCGACUCCACUCCAUCAAUCAACAUCUUUGGAAGCAAAAAUCUAUAUGUUUGCAACAAAUUAAUCAAAUCUUUUUUCUAAAAACGUCAAACUGUUGCUUUCAGCUAAAAUAAGAGUACUAUAAUAUUCUCCAUUGAAAAAUAAUUUAAUCUGAAUAAGGAGAGAAAUAUGCACAGAUUAAGCUCUUUUUAGAGGUAAAAAAAGUACAAAACAAUACAAAACAAAUUCUUGGUGGAUGGCCUGAGAGUGAGUUCAUUUUUGUUUUUUGGGUGAAAUAAUCCUUUAAAUUGUAAAGCAUAUUAGUGUAAACAUGUAUGUUUUACUUAUAUACUUUUACUUUAUCUUUAUCUUUUUUUCAUAUUGCACAUGAACUAAUGGUGCAGCAAUUUAAAUUGUCUGCAGCUCUUCUAACAUUCCAGACUGGAUAAAAAAAAUAGGAAAUUAAUAUUUUUGAAUAAUUUUAUUGAAUUCUAUACGUCACAGACAUUCAUUGCAAACACGAUAUACCUCUGAAGAUACAAUAGAGGAUCAUAGCUCAGAUAUUCUUUUGCCUUUAGAAGAAUGAUUCCACGGUUACUUUUAAAUAACACAAGUAGUGUACAAUGUUGUGCAUGCCCAAAAUAUCAAAGUGCCUUUCUUCUUUUCCUUGUGAACUGUCAAUGCUUUUAUUGUUGUAUUUUCUUAACAAUGGACAUAGCUCAGGAUAUGUUACAUAAGUCUCUGUGCUUCUGGAAGUUUGAUAGCAAUCAUCAUGACUGCUUCAUUAUAUUGAUGCUCUUAAGUCAAAUGAUCUGUAAUGUAAUUGUUAACUGCAGAAUUUAUUAACAUUUGCUGCUUUUUAAAAAGCUGAAGACAUGUACAUUUUAGUCUGCACCAAGUGGGCCUAUAAAAUAGCACUUUGGUCUAAUGCCUUUUGCUCUGACUCUUAAACAAAUAUAAACAGAAGCCGAUGACCUUACUGGAACUCUUCAUGUUUACAGACUUCCUUAAAUGUGAAUUUCUGAAACCAUGUAUAUAAUCUAGUUCAGUUUAUUGCAUUAUUUCUGUCAGACAUGGUGUCUAAAGACAGUAGAAAAUUACUGUUUUACAUUUUUUAAUUGUGCUGUCCUCACUUGUAAUCAAACUAUGACUAUUCAGUUUUUUUUUUUUUACGUAAAUUAUCAUAAUGAUAAAAAAGUACACAGACAUAUUAAUACACAAUGUGCAACUUAAAUAAACUUGGCAGCAAAACAA